UCAUUUUAGGAUUAGUUCACGUUAUUAACACUUUGCUGACCGCUCACGAGAUUUCUCGUGUUUCGCGUUCCGUCUGUUACGGAUGGAUCACGAAAUAACCAGUGCUUUCUACACUUGAAGGUUGAAUCCUUCAACUGUCAAAUAUAAAAAAUAAUAAAUAAAACAGAAAUUUCUCUCACGGUAACCAUUUUGACGUAAUUUUGUGCGCAUCGUAUUUAAGGACUUUCCCGUGACAUUUAAAUUAUUCGUCCUGAUAUCUUCGACAAAUCAUCAGUUUGGACAACUGUUUACAUAUUCAAUGAGAGGUGAACAGGUAUUUUGUAUAAGAAUAAGCUCAGCUUGAUUCAUACAUGUAUUUACUAUUUCAAUAAUGAUUUAAACAAAUUUAGAUGAGGAACAACGCAUAAAUCUAUCCCAUUUAGCAUGAUAUGUGUAAUUGUUCAUUUUACCACCACCAUGUGAUCAUUUUAACCGCACGAUAAAAAAAUGCUCAAUUUUACAUCUGAAAAAUGUACAGUAAAACCUGUUUUUGUGCGAAUUUUUUUUGUGCGAUUGUUUUUGUGCAUUCAAUUUUGGUCAUAUGACCACCACGGGCCCGUUUACAGCGAUCGAUCCGUUGGACCCAAUUUUCCACUACUCGUCACACAAAGACACAAAACUGUCGCUAAUGGAUGACCAUUUAUAUCUCUUAUUCAGAUGCAACCUCCAAUAUGUACAAACGAUCAUUUGUUCCAUGUUUUUGAUUCUAAAUUUAAAUUUAGUUAAAUAGAUGUUAAGCACAGUUCCCGUAGAUACGUAGAUGAUCUGUUCAGGGAUCACUGCUACCUGUAAAUAUGGUACCGACAACAUUCAUUACGUAAUUACAAGCAUUAUGAACGGUAGCAAUAAGAAUCGUAUCUAGCUACCCUCUUGACUCCAGGUACAGACUUUUCACAGUACCACAAAUAUAAAUAGCGAUGUAACACUGAAUGUAAUCAGUCAACUGUAAAAAGCAAUAGUGUACACAUCGCGGAGUCUCAUAAAAAUUCUCUUCAAAAUCUACAUUUUAAACGUGCUCUCAAUGGCUUUCAAUCAGCUCUCGCUAGAUGCACUAGUAUACCUUUUCAAGCAGCUAGAGCCGCAAGAUCGACUGCGGUGCUCAGAGGUGUGCCGGAGUUGGAACGAAGCUUUUUCCACCGUCGCGGUGUUAAGACGAGAUUUUAUUCUAAAAAUUCACUCGCACAAUGCUGGCGACAUUAGGAAUAUGCUGGAGCAUAGUAGCAGACGCUAUCGCCAGUUCAAGGCAGACCUGCGUGUAGAGAGCGGUGAUGGCGUCAUCGAAUGUCUGGCGGAGGUUGCUCACCAAGAGGACAUACAGUAUCUCUGGUUGAUCGGAGAGCCCGAACCGAUUCAACGCGGAAUGCAAUCGAUCUCGUUCGGCUCCGUAGUGGAGUUGAAGUUGGAGUUCCUGAAGGAGAAACGCAGGUGGAUGCAGUUAACCACGGAAGAGAUAGUCCUCGAGAACCUUAAACGGUUCCACUGUAUCCAGCUGCAGGGAAUGAACACAGCAAACGAAACGGCGAUUCAUCUGGUAGCUCCGAACCUGGAGGAAGCCAUCAUUGUUCUAAAGGGGCAAGAGAAAUUUUAUAAAUGCGAAUUUCCACUGGUUGAGUUGGAGGCUUGUUCAAAACUGAGACACUUGGAGAUCGAUUUGAAAGGCCUCACUUGGGAGACCUUCUUUGGUCUCGAACGGCCGCUCCUGGAGCGAUUGGUGAUUCGCCAAAUCGUCGACAAUGACCAUCGAGAUUGGAACACGCUAUUCGCUAACAUGCCGAAUCUGCGGUCGCUAGAAAUAUCGGGCCCGCAUGACUACAGAGAUUGUUUCAGGGCUUGCUAUUUUUAUGACGAUGGAGUUAACAUCGGUGGCUUAAAGGCGCAUGCGCUCGAGCGGAUGCACAUUCGGAACAUCCACAUACGGGGAACGGGUACACUUCAGUGUGCCAGCCUGAAGGAGCUUACGUUGACGGAUGUUAUGGUGGAGAAUGGCAACCUGACCCUGGUCGCACCCGUCCUCGCACGGUUGACAAUGCGUCAGUGUACAUAUUCUUUGCUCAGAGUUCACACCGGAAAUUUGCUGGAGUUCAUCGAAAUGGAUUGCUUCGAAAAUCAGUGCCAGGAAAUUAAGACCUUCUUCGAUUCUCUGGAAAAUCUGCGCGAGCUAAAGCUCUACAUCGACCGAGAAGCGAAGAUAAUUGUCUAUGAGUUUGGGAAUCUGCCAAGUUUGGAGCGACUGGAGCUGCAGUUUUAUGUCGAUAGUAAUCUGGAUGAUUUCGCCGCCUUGAGCCGAGCUAUCGGCAUUAACUGUCCGGUGAUUGAGAAGUUUGUGUUCCAGAAGAAACAGUUUUGCCCGUUCAAUUUGAAAUAUACGGUCUUCGCGCAGAUGUACAGAAUGAGGAAAUGGCAGCCCUUGGAAAUAAACCGUUAAUAGUUUAUUUGUAGCGUAGAGAUUAGAAACAAAAGACCAAAAUAAAUUACUCCGGUUUAACUCAAACCUCGUAUUUUUUAUUUCUUAUCGAAAAAUUUCAGAUUCGUAUCUUUUACCUCGCACUUAGAUACGGUCCUGAAUAUGGAUUUCCAGGAACUCAACUAUGCACAGUCUGCGGACAAAAAGUGUCCGAUUUUGAGCCCUGAGUUUUUUCUUUGAUAUAUUUAGGAAAAAAGUGACAAUUUUUUCACUUCGUUCAUUUUCCUUGUUAUUGGUCAUUGGCAUUGUCAUUGGUUCUAAAGUUUCUUCAAAUUUCUUUAAAAUAUUUUCAAUAUUCUCAUUUUUGGUAGAUAUUUUGUUUGUGGGAUUUCUUUUUUUUAUUUGACUUUUCUAGCCUAAAUCCUUAAAUAAAAAAAGAUUAUAUUUGUCGAUUCCAUUUUUUAACACUCAAAACAACCACUAUUCUCUAUCGAUUUUGCUCGAUUUAAUUUUUCUAUUUUACUAUUAUUUUUUGUAUUGCGCAAUGCUCUAAAAAUUGUGAAGAAAAUCACUAAUAUAGAAAACAUAUACGCACAUAUAAAUAAAACUUAGAACAGUACUGGGUCUCAAAAAAAAAAACAAAAAAAUUGUUUGAAUUUCGGUGAACCAAUUUUUUUUUUAAUUUUCGAUCAAAUAAUUUUGGCAUCACGACCAGGGUUGCCAUAAUAAAAUCGGUGUUUUUGUUUUCAAAAAAACUUUUUAUCUGAGUUUUUUCUCAGAAAAUCUGUAUCGAAAUCUGUAUUAACCCUUUGCGGUUGUGUGUCUGCUCUCAGUUACCACAGCAAAGAAGUAUACUAGUAUUAUAAUUUAUGCUACAAUGUAUUAGUUUAUUCUUUUUCGAAACGAAUUUUAAUGUCUUGUGAACUUAUUCACGAACCAAAACGGUGCUACUAUGAAUGAUAGAUAACUAGAUAAGAUACUUGAGGAAAGGUUAAUGGAAAGCUCCAUGUAUUGCAGCACUGUGAAAAUAAAAGCCGAAAGACGCCAAACUAAUUAUUUUUGUGAUACAUGCGAAAGAUAUCACACGAAGAAGAAUUAUAGCAUUUUUUUUAAACAUAAACAUAAAAACAUUGUUUAAUAAAAUCUUAUCCAAAGUUUACUAAAAAUAAAGCAACCUUGUUCAUCUUUCAUAAUCUAAUCAUUAAUCAAACUUAUACAUCACUGCUUUUCCAAGUAAAAAUAAAUAAAUAACACAUGUCGAAAUUUUAUACGACAGCAUACGACAGGGUUAAAUUUAUAAGUUCAAUUUUGAAGUAUAAUCAUAGCUUUAGUAUCAUUGAUUGGCAUAGUUAUUAUUAAUUUGACGAUGUUGAUGGUAUCCACGUAAAAAUUUGCAUUCACUGUGCUUUAGAAAACAGCAAAAAGAUAAACAGUGUUAUUUGUUUAUUGUAAAGCUAGCCGAUGACGCUGAUUUUUGCAUCUUUUCGUCUUAGAUUGAACAUGAGAAAGCAGUACUACACGCUACAUAUGGAUGCCAAAAUGACUCACAUUCAGACUGAUUCGAAUGUUAUACGAAUUGAAUUAAUGAGAUGAGAAAAAUAUUAUUGAGAUCAAGCCAUAACCAAUAUUGGAUCAUUAUUUUGAAAAAUCUGUAAAUCUGUAUGAAAACCCAAAAAAUCUGUAAUCUGUAUCUACAGAUUCUUGGUUUCAAAAAGUCUGAAAAAUCUGUAUAAAUGCAGAUUAUUCUAUAGAUAUGAUAACCCUGAACACGACGCUGCCCAGCAACCAUUAAAUCGAAUAACAUGUAUAUUCUAAGUUGUAUAUAAAGCGGGAUCGAAUCAGCGUCGUGCAUAAUGUCGAUCAAAGUAUACAUCGUGUAUAUCUAAAAUCGUAUUAAAUGCGAAAAACACGAUUUUCUUCAUCACGGCAGAUUAAGUCGUAAUUCGGUAUAGCAUCGGUUUUAUGAUAUACACUAUUCAUACCCAGCAAACAUUAAAUCGUAUAACUAGCGCAUAUAGGUCAUCACACGAGUAUAUCCCAUAUUUUGGGUGACAUAUGAUGAUGGAAAUUUUGUUAAAUUGCCCUGAUUGGAUUCAAACUCCACUUGUUUGAAUUAUCAAUGAGCAACUAUCUGAAAUAUUAUGCUGCAGCAGUUGGAACAGCAGAAUCGUCCGAUUCAGAUGCUAUGGGAUACGGCGUUCCUAGUUGUCUAUUUCGUGUAUUUAAUAACAUCCAUUCUGACCGCAUUUCUCUUCCUUCCGUUCGAUGCUCAGAGAUUCGUAGUAACGUUUAAUCACACGACUCAUCGUUGACUGCACGAUUCUGAGUUGUUUUCCGAUGUCCCGAUGAGAGAGUUGAGGAUUUUCCUGGUGCCAGGCGAUAAAAAUGCAAUGUAAACAAUACACUCUAAACUAUUUCUACCCAAAAUUCCGAGAGAAAAUACCCAGUAGGUAAUUUUUUACUUUACCUUGAAAGUAAAAAUAUUUUCUCAAUUCAGGUUUCGAAAAUCAAUUUUUAAUUAACGACACAAUAUUAUUAAAUUUUUCAUUUUUUUCAGUCGGGAAUUUCAUGAAAAAAGUUGGGAAAAAUGCGGGAAUUGAAGAAUCGAAAUUGAGUGGCCAUCCUGUUAUUUGCAAGUGAAUAAUAAAUCUUGAGCGAAAAUUGUGUCUGAAAAUAAAUGUAUAUUAUAAUGACGAGUUUUGGUAGAAGUAAUAGGAAAAUUAUAGUAAAAGGAAAUUGUAAAGGACCAAUCAGAAGAUCAAUCAAUGGCGAGUUCUGGGAUUGAACCGACGAACGCAUGGUAACGGCGUAAAUUCCUAAAACCGCGUGAAAAAAGCCGCGUUAAAAAUAGUAACGUAUAAAAAAACGCGUAAAAAGCGACUUCAGUGUAUUUGCAAGCGGUUUAAGAAUCUUGAACGAGAAUUAUGUCUGAAAAUGAUUUUGUAUUAUAAUGACAAGUUUUGGUAGAAGUUUAUAAUGGAUGUAAAUUGGAAAUUUAUAAUGGAUGUAAAUUGUAGAGGGUCAAAGGGUAAUCAAUCAAUGGAAAGUCCUGUGAUUGCACCCACGGACGCUCGCUUAGUAGGAAAAGGUAAAUGUUUGAAAGUAUGUAUUCAGAUCAAAAAAUCAAUUUUGGAUGGAGCGAAGUUCGCCGGGUUAGCUAGUUUCUAUAUUAAUUUCAUGAUAUUUUCACUGAAACAUAAUCAUAAGAUUUUUUUUGCCUUCAUUCUUCCU
Messenger RNA from Toxorhynchites rutilus septentrionalis, 5674 nucleotides. RefSeq lists its product as uncharacterized. Gene Ontology annotation, molecular function: protein binding. NCBI's taxonomy places the organism in Eukaryota, Metazoa, Arthropoda, Insecta, Diptera, Culicidae. The record is from RefSeq and is a predicted model, not a curated record. The transcript has a single exon. Bases 1061 to 2464 code for a protein of 467 amino acids.